GAUGGUGGCUGGAAGGUGUUGAUGAUCCCCACAGAGGCAGGUAGAAAAAGCAAGUGGAAUCUCCAAGCCAGACGAAGCGAGUUCUUCUGCCACACCCUGGUGCUCUGCCCAAUGUGCCAUAGGAUGUCCCGCAGCCCUGAAGUGAAAGAUGAUACCAUGGAGUGUCCUCUCUGCAUGGAGCCUCUGGAGAUCGAUGAUAUAAACUUCUUCCCCUGCACCUGUGGCUACCAGAUUUGCCGGUUCUGCUGGCACCGGAUACGUACAGAUGAGAAUGGGCUCUGUCCUGCCUGCAGAAAGCCAUACCCAGAGGAUCCAGCCAUUUAUAAGCCACUAUCCCCUGAAGACCUUCAGAGGAUAAAGAAUGAGAAGAAACAGAAGCAGAACGAGCGCAAACAGAAGAUGACUGAGAACCGCAAGCAUCUGGCUAGUGUGCGGGUGGUGCAGAGGAACCUGGUGUUUGUGGUGGGGUUGUCCCAGAGGCUGGCCGACACUGAGGUUCUAAAGAGGCCAGAAUAUUUUGGGAAGUUUGGCAAAAUCCACAAAGUGGUUAUCAACAACAGCACAUCAUAUGCAGGGUCUCAGGGUCCCAGUGCCAGUGCCUACGUCACAUACCUCCGGUCUGAAGAUGCACUCAGAGCUGUACAGUGUGUCAACAAUGUGGUUGUGGAUGGCAGAACACUAAAGGCCUCCUUAGGCACAACAAAGUACUGUAGUUACUUCCUGAAGAGCAUGCAGUGUCCAAAGCCAGACUGUAUGUACCUUCAUGAGCUGGGGGACGAGGCAGCCAGUUUUACAAAAGAGGAGAUGCAGGCAGGGAAACACCAGGAGUAUGAACAGAAACUUCUGCAAGAACUCUACAAGCUGAACCCCGCCUUCCUGCAAAACUCCACUGGGGGGGCCGAGAAGUCAAAGAGCAAGUCCAGCUCUACACAGAGGCCCAACAGCAGCAACAAAGAGGCAUGGCCAUGGCUUCAGGGCUCAGGAAAAGCAGUCAAUGGACUGGCUGACCACCACAAAACACCACCGCUUCUCGAUGGCUCUGACUCAGAGCACUUGACUCCGGAUGGACCCGACUCGGACUUGGGGCCGGGCCAGGGAGGUGUACUCUCUUCAUUUCCCUCAAACUGUGACCCUUCAAGUCCUAGUGACAAAAUACAAGAAGCCAUCAGUAUCGGAAAUGGUGAAAAUAUACCAGAAAACAGUAGGGAGUCACCCUCACCCCCUCCAGGCCUCACCAAGUCGGGCCUUGUUGUCCCUAUCAGUGUGUCCAGCCUUGGUGCCCGGUCCCCAUUUGAGGGGGCAGCAGCCGAGUCCCAGUCACUUUUCUCUGACAACAGCAAUUUCCGACAUCCCAACCCCGUUCCUGGCAGUCACGUUCCCUUCCACAGUUCCAGCCAUGGCAACUCUGAUUGGCCCACAGCUCCCGAACCCCAGAGCCUCUUCACAUCAGAUACCAUACCGGUGUCGUCAUCCACAGAUUGGCAAGCAGCCUUUGGCUUUGGCUCCUCUAAGCAGCAGGACGACGACCUGGGCUUUGAUCCGUUUGAUGUCACUCGCAAGGCACUGGCUGAUUUGAUUGAAAAGGAGCUUUCAGUUCAAGAUGCAUCACCCCUGUCCCCAAACAAACCUCGUGGUCCCCGACAUGGUCCCCCCAGCAAAGGGCUUGGGCCCCUGCCCCAACAUUUUGCGCACCUGCAGCACAGAGCUGUGCACAGUUCCUUUAGCUUUCCGAGCCAGCAAGCUCACCACCCUUGGCUAGGCUUCCCUGCACAGAGCAGCCUCCUGCACCUGAACCACAUGGCCAAGGCUACUUCAGACAGCCACUUCAUGGACUUGAGUUUGCCAGCGCAGCGUAGUCCAGGAGUAGGGGGCUUCCCUAUCACAGAAAGCAGCAGUUCUGUAGAGAGUAUAGACGUCAAAGAGUGGCAGGAUGGCCUUAGAGCACUCUUACCCAAUAUCAACAUUAGCUUUGGGGGCCUGCCAAACUCUUCCUCUUCGUCAUCAUCCUCCUGUAUCAACCAUACUGGGACAGCACCUGGCUCAGCAGGGCUGUCACACGGUCUUAAUUGGGAUAGAACGGCCAGUUGGACGGAUCCGGCGAUCAUAACAGGUAUUCCAGCAACCUCUGCCUACAGUUUGGACUCUCUCCGCGAUGAAAACCCACCACACUGGCUGAAGUCCUUACAAGCUCUCACAGAGAUGGAGGCUCCUGGCUCCACAGGUCCUGUGUGUGUCACUCACAGUAACCCCUUCAGCUCACAGCUGCCCCUCCACAGAGCAGGGUGGGCCCCUGCUCCUGCUGGCCAGUUCCAUUCACCUCCACCUGGUUUCCAGACAGCCUUCAGACCCCCAGGCCAGACUGCCACAGAGCUGCUACAGAGUGCCACUAUGGACCGUCAUUAGGGGUGCUGCAACCAAUCUGACCUCGGCAUGAUCAGCACAGUACUUAACAAAACUGUCAAUGACAAAUAAGAAGGUUAUAUUUCCCCGCACCAUUCUUUUUCUCAUCCGUCUUGUCUGUUCCCCCCCCCCCUUUUCUUUUCCUUUGAGUUGAGGCCUGUCCCAGCACUGCUCAUAUAUAGCAUCAUCAGCUUCUUGCCAGUGGAUGCUGGAACAGAGUGGGACAGUGGCUUAGGGUUGGAAGCUGUAUUCACCCUGAGGAAACAGAAGUUUGCAGGGUGUAACAGCUCAGUCCCAGCAACUUCAGAUGAAGCAGGUGGGCGUGAGGAAAAUAUGACUUGAUUUUAGAGAAGUUACAUGAACAAGAACUUGUGAGAUGUUUCAGCUAAAUCUAAAUAAAAGUUGAAGCAAAAUGAAUGCAGGUUUGCCUUUUAAGCUAUGCCAAAGCUGUUGCCUUUGUACUGACUGAGAAAUAGCUCAGCUCUGCUUCCAAAGGUUAACUCAGUUCGGCAUCAGGAUGCCAUAAUAUCAUGAGUCUUGUGCCUCACAUAAGUGACUGUGGCUCCCUGUUCACCUUAAUGUGAGCUAAUCCUUAACUACAGCAAGGUAGUGUUCCAGAACUGGAGGUAGAAGGGCAGACAUGUUUGAACCCCCACCAGAAAUGAUACAGCUGAACCUCUGUAUCAGAGGGCUGUGCACUGCUAGGCCUGGGGGGGGGGGCUCCACAUUUGUGGGAGGGAGACAAACAUGCCACUACUAUGGGACAUCAGGCACCACCAUGUGGUGCUUCUGGUAACCUUCCUUGCUCAAAGAACAUGUCCUUUCUGGAAGGCUGCCACAGAUGGUGUGGAAGUUGUUGCCUUUUCACCCAACUUUGAGAGGUAGCAGAGUGUCUGCAGUCAGUGCAUGUGGUGCUGGAAUUGCAUCAACAGCAUCAUGGAAUAGUUUUUUCCCUACCCAUUCCCUCCUUGUCAUUCUCAGAGUAGAACAGCGCUGUAGCCAUUUAGUGUCUGGUGAAGGAAGGCAUCUAGCAGUCAGCUGGGUAAAAAGGCAUGUAAUUAGGCCAAUGCAAAGGAAAACUCUCCUGCUUUGCUCUUUUUCCUUUCUUGAUGACUGGUUUAAACACCGGUGCUGAGAGCAAUAGUGACUUACUUAAGGAAAGUUGGGUUUUUAGGAGACUGCCCUUGUCCAGAUUGCUCUCCAGAAGCGGUGUUUACGUUCAGCAUCUGCAGCUGAGGAACUGUAACACAUCUCUCCAUCUCAGAGAUCUUCUUUCUCACAGUCUGUUCAGUAUUGAAGAAAAUAAAUUGAAAGUAAGAAAAAUGUUAAACUGGGCUUUUCAUGCCAGGAAUGUGUUUAAAAUGAAGAGUUAAUGGAAUUAUACCUCUUUACAGAUCUGGAAACAAUCUUAAUUAAAGACAAACUUGAC
This is a messenger RNA of Scleropages formosus (Asian bonytongue), 3829 nucleotides long. Its product is annotated as CCR4-NOT transcription complex subunit 4-like. NCBI's taxonomy places the organism in Eukaryota, Metazoa, Chordata, Actinopteri, Osteoglossiformes, Osteoglossidae. Gene Ontology annotation, cellular component: CCR4-NOT complex. Bases 22 to 2403 code for a protein of 793 amino acids. The record is from RefSeq and is a predicted model, not a curated record. Gene Ontology annotation, molecular function: RNA binding; ubiquitin-protein transferase activity; metal ion binding. The transcript is spliced from 14 exons. Gene Ontology annotation, biological process: protein ubiquitination.